This is a messenger RNA of Chanos chanos (milkfish), 3192 nucleotides long. RefSeq names its product tudor domain containing 7 a (gene tdrd7a). The coding region runs from base 1 to 3192 and encodes 1063 amino acids. The transcript has 16 exons. The record is from RefSeq and is a predicted model, not a curated record. Lineage: Eukaryota; Metazoa; Chordata; Actinopteri; Gonorynchiformes; Chanidae.
AUGACAGACGUGGAUUUGGUUAAGAAGAUGCUUCGAGCUGUCCUGCAGUCCAAUAAGAACGGUGUUUCUAUGGCACGUCUGCAGUCGGACUACCGCAGCCUAACUGGGGAGUUCAUCCCUCACAAACAGAUGGGUCAUCCAACCAUGGAAGGGUUUCUACGCAGCAUUCCUUCGGUUGUCCAAAUGGAGCGCAGCUCAGUCGGAGAGGUUGUGUGUUUUGCUGCGGUUUGCAAGGAGACAGCACAUAUUGCUCAGCUGGUUGCCCGGCAACGGAAUUCGAAAAAGGCUGGUCGUUCUCAACUGGUCAACUGUCAGAUGAGAGUGAAGCUGUCCUCCCCUUUUGUAGUAAAUGCCAAACCCAGAACGUCACUGCGUCAGCCAAAGCGAAUGGGACGCAGCGUUCGGGGCGGGACCUUCCAGUCCCGGGGCUCACGUAUGAGUAGUCACGGCAACCAGCAGCGCCAGGUGUACAUGACAGAGUUACCGUCGACCAGGAGCGUUAUCAGUCACAGCAGGUCAGCGCCCUCAAACGUCCAGAGGGAAGUACACUUGGUGUCAAAGAAUGCUGAUCAGACCACAGCUGGGAAACAACCCAAGAUUGCUGAAAAAGCUACUAAACACAAGAAAAGCCCACCGUGUGCUGGUAGCUAUGACCCCUUGGUGGUGCAGAACCAGCUGAAGCAACUGCUACAGAAGUACAGUAGUGGAGUUUGGGUGUCUAAACUGCCACAGCUGUACCGCGACAUGUUUAGACAAGACCUGCCCGGACACGUCUGUAAAGAACUGGAGAACUGGACACACGUCUGCUCUGUAGAGAAGCCAGGCUGCCAUAAUAUAGUUGAUCGUCUUGUCUAUCCUGCAAAAGACUCAAAACCCAGCUCUGCCCCGCCCUCUCACAAACCACCUGCUCUGGUCAUCCCAAAAUCCUCUCUCCCCAUCAACCCCAAAUCCCCAGCUCCGUGUACCCAGACGUCCCUGAGUCCCGUCGCCCCGACAUCUCCGUCCUCCAUCCGGCCGAGGACCCCGCCUCCUUUUACCCAGAGGUCACCCGCCUCUCCCGCGACGGUCGCGUCCGACGUGAAGCCGAAAGUCCGAGAGCUGCUGAGCAAGUACACACACGGCCUGUGGGCUCAGGCUCUUCCCAGGCUCUUCCAGGACGCCUACAAGUGCGUUUUCCCCCAGCGGAUCCUGGACGACCUCUCCCUCCUGGCCGACACCUGCCUGGUCGAGUACCCCAUGCCAGACAACCGGAAGAAGGCCAUCCUCUACGCUCUGCCCUCCCUGCAGGAGACCCAGCAGAGGAGUGUGGUUCGACAGCUGGUGGUUCAGAGCCCGGGGGGCCCCCACGUACCCCCGCUGCUCCUCCCCGAAGAGGAGCACCCCUCGGUACUGGUGGUGGAGACCUGCAGUGCAGACAGUGUGAUUCUCAGGUUUGUGGGUGAGGCUUACUCUCAGGCCCAAGAGGCAAUGGAGGAUGCCAUGCUGGAACACUACAGUCACGAAAGCGCCGCACGACCCGUCCUCGAGCCCGUCACCGGGCAACUGGUUGCCGUAUCUGUGGAAGAGGUCAUCAGGGCCCAGGUUCAGCAGGUCAUGGGUGAAAAGGUCAAGGUGUAUUAUGUGGAUCAUGGCUACUGUGAAGUGGUUGGCAGAAGCAAACUCCUGGAACUGCAUGAGGAGUUCCUCAGACUGCCCUUCCAGGCCAGCAGCUGCAAAUUAGCAGGUCUGGAGCCGUUCAGUCGCGACCCGGAGGUUCUGAAGACUCUGGAGUCGCUGGCGUGCGGCCGUAUCCUGCUGGCCGAGAUCCUGGAGAGGACGGAAACCCCGCUGGUGGUGCUGUACGACACGUCGCAGGAGGAGGACAUCAACAUCAACUCCGCCUGUCUGAAGGCCCUGCAGGAGAAAUCCAUGGACAAUCCACUGCUGGUCAACAGCACGUACGUGGAUGUUUUUCCCACCAACGUGUGCUCUGAUGGGACGGUUUUCUGUCAGUUACCAUCGCGGGGCCGGACCAAGCUGAAGGAUGUCCUGGAGAAGGUCGAGUCAUUCUUUUUAUCCCAGGUGACAUCUACGCUCCUGGUGUCCACGCCCUUUUGUGGACAGAUCUGCCUGGCACGCUAUAAAGGAAAAUGGUCCAGAGUGGAGAUCACCAACCUGCAUGAAAGCAGAGUUCUGGACAUCCUGUUUGUAGACCUGGGACUUCCUGCCUCAGUGGAAGUGAUAGAGCUGAGGGAGAUCCCGCCUCCUUUUCUCCGCGAGCUCCUCGCCAUCCCACCUCAGGCGUUAAAGUGCUGCCUGGCUGAUCUGGGAUCAGAGAAAGGGCCGUGGAGUCCGGAUGCAGUGCUGUGGCUGAGGGAUGCUGUGCUCAGCGUUAGUGAAUGCAGCAUAAAGAUCGCCAGGCUGGACGGAGCCGGGCUGGUCCACGUCUACCUGUUCACGUCUAACACUGUACAGGACCUAGACAAGAGCGUGAACCUCCAGCUGCUCUCCUCUGACCUGUGGCAGCGUCAGCGGGAGCCACCCCUCCCCAUCCAGCCCCUCUCACCCGAGAUGGGAGACCUGCCCAGGCUGCCCCCCGUCGACGCCGCCUCCCUCCCCCCGCUGCUGGAGCUUCCGCAGGCUGGCCGGAACAUGGACGUCUACGUCUCGGUGGCGUGCCACCCCGGUUACUUUGUCCUGCAGCCUUGGCAGGACAUGUACAAACUGGUGGUGCUGAUGGGCGAGAUGGUUCUCCACUACAACCAACAGGAGGAGGAGACACCCGUCCCCGUGGAGAGGAACCAGAUCUACGCCGCCAAGGUGGAGAACAGUUGGCAUCGUGUGAUGGUGAAGGGCGUUCUGACCAACGGGCUGGUGGCUGUGUACAAACUGGAUUACGGCAAACACGAACUGGUCAGCUGUAACCAGCUGCGUCCCCUCCUCGACGAGUUCAGACAGCUGCCCUUCCAGAGCACCCCUGCACAGCUGGCCGGAGUGAAGCAGACACAGUGGUCUGAGGAAGCCGCCAUGGUGUUCCGUGACCACGUGGAGAAGAGGCCACUGGUGGCCCAGUUUGAGUCGGUGCUGGAACCCUCAAACCCGUGGGAAAGAAGAGCUGUUGUGUAUUUGGUGGACACAUCGCAGGAGGGCAGGGACGUCUGGAUUCAUGAGAUUAUGUCUGAGUUUGUGGAUGAGUUGAGUAAAGCCGCGUAA